CCCUUUAGGUCGAACCGUCCAAGAGCUACUUCCCCACUCUUCUAUCCUCAUUCCUCGUCUUCCCCAUCUUCCCAGGAUUUGCGAGCCUCUUCCCCACCUCGCUUCCGCCGUCCGAUCUGCUCCAGAUGGAAGCCGAUCCAUAUCAGAUAACCUCUUUGCCCUAGCAUCCCCAUCUCCACCUCUCCCCUUCCCUACCCAAGUUCCUCCUGUUCACGUGAGUUUGUCUUCUUUCCCCUUCUCUGAGAGAGAGAGAGAGAGAGAGAGAGAGAGAGAGAGAGAGAGAGAAGGAAGGAAAGAGAGGGAGAGAGAUGGAGGGAGAGGCCUAUCCGAUCAUGGAUGGAGGUUCCCGCGACUCGAACCCGCAAACCACCUCUGAGGACGAGGCGAAUAAGAGGAACACGGAUUGCGUCUACUUCCUCGCAUCUCCGCUAACGUGCAUCAAGGGAGCUGAUUGUGAGUAUCGCCAUAGUGAAAGUGCAAGAAUUAACCCAAGAGAUUGCUGGUUCUGGCUGAACGGCAAUUGUUUGAAUCCAAAAUGUUCCUUUAGACAUCCUCCACUUGAUGGAUUUCGCGGAGUUUCAACAAAUGCCUCUGCAGGCCCAUCUCAGCCCUCUUUGCAACCUGCAAUGCCAGCACAAGCCCCUCAUUAUACAUCUGCUCCGUAUCACCCUACUUCUUACACUUCUAACAAGCAAAAGGUCCCUUGCUAUUAUUUCCAGAAAGGGCUUUGUUUGAAGGGUGACAAGUGCCCAUUUAUGCAUGGUUCACAGCCUGCAGGUGAUUCCACAUUGCCUCAGACUUCAAAAACUGCUCCUGUUUCAGAUCCUCAAUUUGCUAAGAAAACAGUGAAUGGAACUGAGAAUCCAACUUCGCUGCAAAGGAAUCCUCCUCAAGCAUUUGCACUGCGUGCUGUUGAGGUAGCUCCAAUAAUAACAGCUGAUGGAAAAAGAGGAGCUUUGCCUUCUGUUGGAAACGUAGUUCAAAAGAAUAAGACACCUGCAAAUGUUGAUGACAAACCAAUUAGAUCCACACAAGCUGCCACAAUGGUACCCAGUGGAAGUACUUCAGUUAAGCCUCGACUUCGCCAGUCCCAGUCACAAGAUGAACGAUUUCAAAAUGGUAAAGAUGUUGAUGAAUGCUUAGGUGAAUCUUCUCCUGGCUUUGAUGUUCUUGUAGAUGAUGAUCUGGAAGAAGAGUAUUUUGAUUCCGACAUGGAAAGAGCUCCAGGUCAUGGUGGCAGGCAUUUGAAUUCCCAGCGGGAGUUUGAUCGCAUGGGAUCUGGUACGGAUACUCUUGGUGAGUUUGAUGAGGAGCAUGGGGAAUUAGGGCCUUAUGAUGUAUAUGGGCGGAAGCAGGAUCAAUUUGGGUGGGAGCAAAGUCAGGCUCCCAUGGAGAGGGUUCUUGAAAGACCAUCCAUGUCAGAGCGAAGGCUGUCCUCAAGAGAAGAAAGCCCUGUUCAGAGAGAGGGGCGGGAUUUGCGUCAUCGGCUUUCAAAGCGAAGGCGGGUUAACGAACCAAGAGCUAUUACCAGUUCAAAUCAUCAUGGAGAUCUAUAUAGGAAAGAUGAUCAAUUUGUUGAGGAUCGGUAUCGUAGGCAUUCUCGUCAAGAAAACUUGCAGCAUUCUAGCACUGAAAGCUCCUUGGGCAAGCGUCUUCAUGGCAGAAUAAAAUUUCCUGGAAGACCCUCUCCAGAAUCGUCUUCUGAACCACAUUCUGAUAUGGAAUUGGAACAAAGAAAAAUGAGGGGAAGAUCAUCUCCAAGCAGGGCAGGCUUGCAUCUGGGAAGAAUCCGUGAGAAGGUAAGAGGAAGGACAAAUGAGGAUAUUGCUACUGAGGGGAGCAGUUUUAGAGGUCAAGCUAUUAGAAGCGAGGAGAGAAAAGCAGAUUCUCUGGAUUUUGCUGGACCAAAGAGCCUUGCAGAGCUGAAGAGUGCAAAAGUUUAUGAGACUCAAGAGGAACGGAAUGUUGUUGCUUCAGCAAGCAGACAAGCUUUGAAGAGUCAAGUUGUCCACGGUGAAGGAGAGAAGGGUGUGGAGCUGAGGAAGUGUAUAAUCCAAGACUCAAAUGCUUCACUUUCAUUUGAAGGCCCAAAACCCCUUAGCGAAAUACUCAAGAAAAAGAGAGAAACAAGUUCUGGACACAGCAGUGACCUGAAAAAAGAAGAAAACCAGAUGGAGAAAACACAUGGCAACUCUGAUAUUGCAGAUUUGCAGACGCCAGUGGCUGAGCCUGCAGAGCCGAAAAAAGAAGCUACUGCUGGCAGUAGCCACAGUCCCAUAAGUGCUGGAACUGAUCAAGAUAAAUUGGAGUUGACAGAUGAAGUCCACCCUUUUAGAAAUGAUGAAUCACCUACCGAAGCAGAUUAUAAUGCCCAGGAAGAAGACGCUUUGAUGUUGGACUCUGAAGACCAAGUUGUGGGGAACCCAGAAAGGGACAGAGAAUCAGAAGAUGCAGGAAUCGAAGAAAAUCCAGAUGGAGAAGAUGAAUAUGAGGAUGAUGAGGAUGGGGAUGACUUUGCAAGAAAGUUAGGUGUUAUGUUCUCAUAAGCUAAUUGAUAUGGCAAAGUUGCAUAACCCAGGAGCUUCGAUGUGUUUGUGUUGGAAUGUCCACAGCAGUUUCUUAAUGUGGAGAGUUUUUAGUGAUAUAUGUAUGGCAGAAGAGGUGUUUCUUGUAUCGUAACUGCUCGGAGGCUUGCGGCGCAAUCAGAGAGGCAAGCGAACAAGUUGCUUCAAUUGCACAACUGUUUGACAUGUUUCCUUGGAAAUUUUUAUUGUAUUACAUGGCAAAUCUGAUAUUUAAAGAAUUAUCUCUGACCAUAAUAUAUGCAUCAUAAAUCAAAUUUUAUGGGCAUUAUUUGAAUCUUCAA
Nymphaea colorata (pocket water lily) is the source of this 2866-nucleotide messenger RNA. Its product is annotated as zinc finger CCCH domain-containing protein 19-like. The transcript has 3 exons. The record is from RefSeq and is a predicted model, not a curated record. Lineage: Eukaryota; Viridiplantae; Streptophyta; Magnoliopsida; Nymphaeales; Nymphaeaceae. Gene Ontology annotation, molecular function: metal ion binding. Bases 309 to 2546 code for a protein of 745 amino acids.